Myripristis murdjan (pinecone soldierfish) is the source of this 4736-nucleotide messenger RNA. RefSeq names its product KN motif and ankyrin repeat domains 2 (gene kank2). The record is from RefSeq and is a predicted model, not a curated record. Gene Ontology annotation, molecular function: protein binding. Lineage: Eukaryota; Metazoa; Chordata; Actinopteri; Holocentriformes; Holocentridae. Bases 202 to 3435 code for a protein of 1077 amino acids. The transcript is spliced from 13 exons. Gene Ontology annotation, cellular component: cytoplasm. Gene Ontology annotation, biological process: negative regulation of cell population proliferation; negative regulation of actin filament polymerization; negative regulation of vitamin D receptor signaling pathway.
AGCGCUCCUGCCUGGGCCGAGGCGGCUGAGAGGACUGACACAGGACAGGUGCUGGCUGUAAGAGCAAGAGAAGAGAGAGAAGAAGAAGGGGAGAGGAGACGCCAGAGCAAGGAGACCGGGGAGGACAGAUCCCAUCCUUGCAGCACGAGCAGCUGGUGAGAAGUAGCAGGUGAUUGUGUGACUCGCAGCCACAGGCUCAUUAUGGCUCAGGUGCUGCAUAUGGACCCCAGCUUCCCAGGGAAGCUCAACCCGCCUGCUCCCCCUACCCUGCACAGCAAAGAACAGGAGGCGCCCUACUCAGUGGAGACCCCCUAUGGCUACCGUCUGGACCUAGACUUCCUCAAAUAUGUUAACGACAUAGAGAAGGGAAACACCAUCAAGAAGGUCCCCAUCCAGCGCCGGUCACGCUAUGGCUCCUUGCCCCGUGGCUAUGGCUACACUGGCUCCUGGUGGACGUCCACAGAGUCUCUGUGCUCCAAUGCCAGCAUGGACAGUCGGCACUCCUCCUUCUCCUACUGCGCCCCGGGCUACCACAGCUCACAGAGGCCCAGCUUCAGCACUGCCCGAGUGGAGAAAACCCUGCUGGAUGCGCGCAGGAAGCUGGAAGAGGAGAAAGAGGGACGGAGAUUUUCCAACCUGGGCAGCAUGCACAGCAGUGUGGCAGGAUCCAACACCUCCCUCAGCAGUGCACACAGCUUCAACCGGGCCCAGGGUGGAGGAGGCUCCUUCACUCCCAUGAGUUCUGGCCUGUCCACCCCAGUGUCGCCCACCCCUGCCCACCUGCAGCAUGUCAGGGAGCAGAUGGCGGUGGCUCUCAGGAAGAUCAGGGAGCUAGAGGAGCAGGUGAAGACCAUCCCUGUGCUGCAGGUCAAGAUCUCGGUCCUGCAGGAGGAGAAACGUCAGCUCAGCGUCCAGCUGAAGAGCCAGAAGUUCCUGGGACACACGUUGGGUUUCAACCGCGGCCGUCCACGAGGAGAGCUCUACAUCGACAUUCCUGAGGAAGAAGGGAACGCCGGGGCCAAGUGCUCCAACAAGCCAGCAGAGUCACUGUCGCCCCUCACUCCUGAUGGCUCCAAGCAAGAUUCAGGGUGUGAGAUUGAAGAUACAGUGAUUGUGAGUGGUGCACGGCCACACGCAAAGCGGGAGGUGCGCACUAUUGGAGUGGGAUCGGAUGAUGAGAGGAGCAGUCGUCAGGUGGGAGUCGGGGUUCGGGAGCAGGAUCUGGGGCUGCUGCCUGAAACAGAGGCUCUGAGGAGUCAAGUGGGUCAGCUUGAGGGCCAGCUGAAGAGGACGCUGCAGGAGCUGCAGGCUGUACAGCAGCAGGUACAGGCAGCACAGAGGGAGAGGCAGGCUCAGGCCCCUCAGGCAGAGCACCCGGUCAUGGCCACCAGCGUGGGCUGGCAGGAGCCACAGGGCCGCAGCCUGCAGACCCUGGUCAGCUUCACCCAGCAGCCUCAGCAGAGGGAACAGAGAACUGUGGGAAUCCAGGUGUAUACACUGGAGCAGCCCACCGUGGUGGAGGUGGGCACACUGCUCCGAGCAGAGAGCUGCGUCUCCCCCUCCCUUAAAUCAGCUGGUGUCGUCCUGGAGGGUCACCACAGAGGACAAGCUGGUGCUCCAGGUUUGGAAGACGCUCCACUUGAGUUGCCGAUUGCAAUCAGCUCCAAGCAGGUGCGGGAUGUCCUAAAGAGUGAGGUGUCCACUUCAGUACCUGUAGCUAAUCCUGCCAUUGUCAUGGGCACAGCGGCUGAACAGAUUGCUUCAUUGCAUGUGAAAGGAGAGACAAACCAGAACACAGAAGCCGUCCAGUCUCAAGAAGGCGUAUCUAAGCCAGCCUCAGCCUCUCCCCAGUCCUCUCUGAGGUCCAUCAUGAAGCGGAAAGCAGAGGGUGAACCUGGCUCUCCCACCACCAAGAAAAACCUACAGUUCAUUGGAGUCAAUGGAGGUUAUGAGUCCACGUCAUCAGAGGACAGCAGCAGUGAAAGCUCUGAUGAAAGUGACUCCAGUGAAUAUCAUGAAGCCAGAGAGAAACUACCAGAGUCUAUAGUCCUGCACCAGCAAAUAACAGUUCACACAGAUGAGGCUACCCAGCCCCAAGAAACCAACAUCACACCUCCGCAGACGUCCAGCAAUCUACCAGCAGUAACUCCAGACCCUCCACAGAGUCCCAGCCAGUCUGCAGACACAGACACCGCACUGCAACAUGAAGCCACCCAGUUACCAGCAGCAGAUACUGUGGUGCAAAAAUGUGCCUCUCAGCCACCAGCGUCCUCCGGUCCUGCCCUUACGUCCCCAAGUCCAGCAAACAGCUCUGCCCUUAAAGAGACCACAGUCACCCAGGAGAGUACAUCCCAAUCAUCAAGCACUGAAUCCACUCCUGAAGGAAGCUCUAUACACUCCUCAGUUACUUGUUCCACAUCACUGUGUGCCACUCAAACUAAAACCACUGAGAUUACCAAGCAGCAAUAUACCAUCCAAUCAGAAACAGUUGUCGUCAGUGACAAGCAUGGAGCCAGCCAAACAGACUCUGAACAAAUCUCCCAGCAGAGGACGAUCCAGUCCUCUUCUUCAAAGCCAGCAGCUGAAAGCAACCCAGUCGACACUGCAGCAGCCAAACAGCAAAUCAGACUGGAACUGAGCGACGGCCUGAUGUCAGCUCUUCACGCCCUGCAGAAAGCCCUUGGAGAGCCCAACGCCUUCAGCCAACAAGCAGCGAGGACAGCCUACACCACAGUGCUGCAGGAGUGGCUGCGCGUGUCCUGUCACAAGGCAGCAGACACGGCUGUUGUCAGGGCCUACAUGGACACCUUUGCCUCCAUCUCCCCUCAGCUGCUGGAGUUUGUGAUCAACAUGGCCGACGGCAACGGGAAUACAGCGCUGCACUACACUGUUUCCCACUCCAACUUCCCUGUGGUGAAGCUGCUGCUGGACACUGGUCUGUGUAACGCUGACAAGCAGAACAAGGCGGGCUACACGGCCAUCAUGCUGACGGCUCUGGCUGCCUUCCACUCUGACAGUGACCUUCACACCGUCCUGCAGCUGCUGCGCACAGGGGACGUCAACGCCAAGGCCAGCCAGGCUGGUCAGACGGCGCUGAUGCUUGCCGUCAGCCACGGGCGAGGCGACAUGGUGCGGGCGCUGCUGUCCUGCGGCGCGCAGGUCAACAUCCGCGAUGACGACGGCUCCACUGCGCUCAUGUGUGCCUGCGAGCACGGCCACGUGGACAUCGUGCGCCAGCUGCUGUCUGUGCCGGGCUGUGAUGCCACUCUCACUGAUAACGACGGCAGCACCGCGCUGUCCAUCGCCCUGGAGGCCAGCCAGAAUGACAUCGCUGUACUUCUUUACGCUCAUCUCAACUUUGCUAAGCCUCCUUCCCCUGUUUCACCAAAGUCUCCUCUCCUGGGUUCGUCUCCUCCUGCCGGUGACACCAAGUGAAGCACACACUGCCUCUGUGACGGACACCAGCUCCUCAGCCGCUCCACAUCUGUCCAUAUCUCAGUGUAAUUUUUUUGCACCUUCGUAUUUGAGCGAUAUAAGGCGUGUGUGUGUGCGUGUGUAUGUCUGUGUUGUGUGUCCGUCUGUUUUGACUUUCCAUAAUUCACAUACAGUCUUUGUAAUUGUAUGACAGCUAGCACUUGGCACCGUUGUAACUCACUGCCUUUUGCAUACAGUUUUCUGUUCCUCUCUAAUCACAGCCAUGGUUGAAAUACACACAUUUUAAUUGAGCACCUAGACAUCAUUUCAGUCCAGCAAUAACUCCGUUUCCAGUGCUGUUUCAAGUGGCACUUUGUGUAUCACAUUAUACAGUUCACUAUUAUAGACUCGUUUUUGUAAUCCAGUAUGGAUUUUGUGCUAGUCUCUUUUGAAAGCAGUGUAUUUUCAUUGUAAUCCAUACCAGUUGCUGUGACACAAUGGAAAAAAAAAUUGCGUCGCCAUUCACAAUCAUUCAUGGAAUAACAAAAGCCACCCUCCUCACGGUGAAGUGUCCUUGAUCAGUUGCAUCAAUUCGCUGAUUGGUGCUACACAAUGAAAAAAAAAAUCAGUACAGAAAACACCUCUUCUUUAACAGUAUAUCAAGAUUUAUACACAAGAUUUAUUUACUCUAGAAUAUUUUUGAUAGUGCGUUUUUAAUCUAAUUGAAUUCAGGAUUUCCAGGGAUCACGAUUUUAUUUCCCAGGCAGCAGUGGACUUCCCAGACCUUUACAGAGGACACUAAUCUUCUCUUGUUCUUAGGAGUUUAAUUUAUUUUCUUAACUUUUCACUUUCGUUUCAAUUCUUUGAACGUCGGCGAGGUUACCCUGUACUUUGUGUGUCGACCACGUUUCCCGAAAUAAAUCCAAAGACGUGUUCACCCAUAGCAGCUCUGUAAAAUUGUAUAUUACGGUCAUCGUAUCAGUGUGCGUCAACACAGUAGAAGAGAGAGGAUUUGUGAUGAAGCUGUCAAGGUUUUUCCCUGAGUUUUAUGGUACUACAGUCUGUAUUUUUGUACACGAAGGUAUUUUGAGUGGCGGUAAGGAAAGAUUUAGAGCACAUCUGUGCUCCUAAGACGUUUUGCUCGAGCUCUGAGUGAAAGCACUGUAGCCAGGUCACCUCCUCAGUGGUCAUCCUGUUCAGUUUUGUUCGGCAGCCAGAAAGUGACUGAUUGGAGACUUUGAAGGAUGUGCCGUGUAAGAUAAGAAUAUCAAAAAUAAUAUAUGUCAUUAUUAUAAACCAGUAGUGAUGCCUAGAAACAGAUU